AUGACAUCUGAGCUGCAAAAGCAGCAUGAGAAUAUGGAUGCACAAGCCAUAAUUCUACAUCUCAAGGAGCUUUACGAAACAAAUGCUCGACAUGAGAGGUAUGAGGUGUCAAAAGCGUUGUUUAGGAGCCAAAUGACUAAGGGAGCCCAAGCUGGUCCUCAUGUGCUUAAGAUGAUUGGGUAUAUAGAGAGGUUUGAGACUUUGGGUUUUGGUGUGGAUGCAGACUUGCAAGUGGAUAUAAUUCUACAGUCACUACCUGAUUCUUAUUCAUCGUUCAUAAUGAACUUCAAUAUGAAUACAAUGGUGAAGUCCUUGUUAGAGCUAUUAAAUAUGUUGAAGAUUGCGGAGCAGGACUUGAAGAAGUCCAAACCUGUUUUGCUGGUUCUUGUUGCUAAAGCCAAGGGUAAGGGUAAGGGUAAGGCCAGGUUCUAUCCCAAGUCCAAACCCAAAGCCCAUGAUGCUUUUAAGCCUAUUAGUGGCAUUGGAAAAGGUGGAAAGAUAGUUUACUUCUACUGUGGCAAGCCUAGCCACUAG
This is a messenger RNA of Pistacia vera, 534 nucleotides long. RefSeq lists its product as uncharacterized. Lineage: Eukaryota; Viridiplantae; Streptophyta; Magnoliopsida; Sapindales; Anacardiaceae. The record is from RefSeq and is a predicted model, not a curated record. The coding region runs from base 1 to 534 and encodes 177 amino acids. The transcript has a single exon.